Messenger RNA from Pleurotus ostreatus (oyster mushroom), 384 nucleotides. RefSeq lists its product as uncharacterized. The coding region runs from base 1 to 384 and encodes 127 amino acids. The record is from RefSeq and is a predicted model, not a curated record. NCBI's taxonomy places the organism in Eukaryota, Fungi, Basidiomycota, Agaricomycetes, Agaricales, Pleurotaceae. The transcript is spliced from 5 exons.
AUGGCUUCCUUCGUUAGAAACUCGAUUUGGGCCAGAGUGUGCCCUGGCGAUCUUGUAUACGACAUAGAAUUUGAGUCUUUGUUGCUCACUCAUAUCGCAUUUUCGGGGAAACUGCUUUCCGCAAGCUCGUCCGUCACCAUUCAUUUCGUAGCAGAUUCUGGCGAGAAACGUAUUUGGGAUGUUGGCACCCUCUUAGCUCACGAGAGAGAGCACAUCGAAGUGUACUUCCCUUUCUUUAGCAAUAAGGUAUAUUCCGUUCAUGUUCAAGGACCUUCUGACAUUUGUCUCGCUGGUGUAAACCUCAAUGUUGGGACCAGCGAGUCGACCAGAUACUGUGUAAGGUGUGGGGGCGACCCCCCUCCAGCACCCCUUCGAGCAUUGUGA